Silurus meridionalis is the source of this 1375-nucleotide messenger RNA. It is a transcript of the gene nudt7, whose product is annotated as nudix (nucleoside diphosphate linked moiety X)-type motif 7. The transcript has 3 exons. The coding region runs from base 89 to 754 and encodes 221 amino acids. Gene Ontology annotation, molecular function: acetyl-CoA hydrolase activity; magnesium ion binding; manganese ion binding. Lineage: Eukaryota; Metazoa; Chordata; Actinopteri; Siluriformes; Siluridae. The record is from RefSeq and is a predicted model, not a curated record. Gene Ontology annotation, biological process: coenzyme A catabolic process; nucleoside diphosphate metabolic process.
ACCGUGUAUAAUGCGGAAGUCAGCCUGUGACUACAGGUGUGUAGGAAUCUUGAAACCAUGUUUGACAGCAGCCAGGUGAGCAGCUGAUAUGGACGCGAAGGCGAAUGUUAUAAGGUCGUUAAAGAAACACGACAUCGGAGACGAGUUUUCACACGUGUCCUCUUUUCCAAAAGCGUCAGUCCUGAUCCCCCUGUUCGUGAGAGAGGGUCGGGUCCACGUGCUCUUGACUGUGCGCUCUACUCAACUCAAACACAAUCCCGGAGAGGUGUGUUUUCCGGGGGGGAAAUCCGAUCCACAUGAUCAGGAUGAAAUUGACACAGCGCUGAGGGAGGCGCUGGAAGAGAUCAGCCUUCCUCCUGAUGGAGUAGAAGUGGUUUGCAGACUCUGUCCACUGUUGAAUCAGAGAGGUCUUCUGGUGACCCCAGUGGUGGCUUUUAUCAGCGACUCCUUCCAAGCAAGCCCAAACCCGGAUGAAGUGAGCGAGGUGUUCUCUGUGCCUGUGGAGUGGUUCUUAAAUGAGAAGGAUCACUCUGCUUACCCAGUACCCAACAUUGGUGAAUAUACACACAGUUUCAUCUACACUGACCCUGUGACAGACAAGACCCACCAGAUCUGGGGAAUGACAGCCUUUCUAAUCAUACUACUGGCUGUUCUUGUGUUUGAAAAAAAGCCAGAGUUUGAAGUGGGCUUUGAUUUGGAGAAUCUGAUUGUUAACUUUCGGCGAUACCUUCAACACAAGUUAAGCAAGUUAUGAUUAGUUAAAUUUAGUAGCUGAAACUUGUGAACUUCUUGCGUUAUUCUGGUCGGAUUUGGGGUGGAUUUUGAUCAUAGAAACUUUGUCCAUGAUGCACAAAAUCACACACACAUUAAUGUCUCGUGGCAAUGUAGCAUAGCCAAACCACCUGCAUUCAGGUUUUUAAGGUGAGAGACAAGUCAACCAAAGGAUUCAAAUUAGCCUGGACUAUUUUAAAUUGACACCGUUCAUUUGCAUGAAACAUCGGCUUCGUUCCAAAAUCCAUAUGACCAAAAUGUAUGAGUAGAUCAUGAAAAAACAAACAAACAUAAAUAAACUCAAAUAUAAUUUCUAAAUAUAAUCUAGAAUUACAAAAACUGACAAAUGCUUGAAUAACCUCACAUAUUAUAUCACUAGAGCAUGUGUACUGUAUGAAGUAGCAUUAUAAAUGCACUUUUAUUAAUUAUUAUUAAAAGCUUAUAAAAGAUAUGAUGUUUGGAAUGAAAUGUAAUUGAAUUAAAUAAUAUUACAUGCCAAGCCUUCUAUCCCAGUGAUGUAAAUAUUAUGUUAAUCAUAUUCUAAUGGUGGACUGUGUCUGUAAAACGAAGUUUGUUUCAGAAAUAAAGUGCACUUAUUAGUCUG